AUGAAAAUCCUUCUAUUACUAGCGGCCUUUGCUGCUUUGGUAAACGCAUCUUCUGCACCAGCCCUUGUCAUGUCCCACAAACUAGUACGUGGCUUGACGCUGGAAAUCGAAGAGCCCUUCACCAAAACGCAAGACCCCCAAAACGUCAACAACAUGAUCAAAAAGCUUGUGACAGAGUGUUCCAGUGACAUAUACCUUUUGGUGAACAUUCCUGGCCUUGCCAACAGUGACAUGUUGGACACAAAGGAGCAGGUUUGGCCCCAUUUAAUCAAAUACAUACACAUGGCAUCUACUGUCGUUGGACUUCCGUGGGUCGAGGGUCCGCUUGACUUGCAAUACUUGGAGAAGUACAUUGUGAAAACAUGCAAAGCUGAGGCCGUCAAUGUGUUCUACAGCGAGGAUGAAGUGGCGCAAUACAUCGACACAAGAAAACGGGUCGUUCGUGUGGAUAUGAACCCUCUACCACAAAACAAGGAGCAGCGGGCGGAGGCGAUCAAGCAGAGUGAUGAUCUUAUCCGGAAGAUCCUACGCAAGGCACCUUCGCCUCACUAUACCAUUAUCAUUCUGCUGAGCGAAAUGUCGCCUGUGCAUCCCAUACCACAAAUAAUGUUGGACGAGUCACCAGAAAUGUUUGAAAUAUUCUACAGCUUGCUCCACAGCCCUCUGCGUGAACAAGAAGUUGAAAGAAACAACUACAUGUACAGUGAAGUGGAACCUUUUUGGAAUGAACGAGGCGAUCCCAUGAAGAUCUAUUUGGACCGGCGCAAACGCGACGAGGUGCACUUUUUCAACUACGAAUUGUGGAAGAAAAACGAGAAGCUCGUUUCGACAAUCGCAUUGAUGGUGAUUUCCCUUUUUGUUGUCAAAGCUCUAUCGUUCGGGCUGUGGCUUGCUUCGAAAUUUAAAAAGACACACCAGGAUUGA
Molecule: messenger RNA, 924 nt
Organism: Clavispora lusitaniae ATCC 42720
Lineage: Eukaryota; Fungi; Ascomycota; Pichiomycetes; Serinales; Metschnikowiaceae
Gene: BIG1
Product: Big1p
Biological process (GO): fungal-type cell wall biogenesis; (1->6)-beta-D-glucan biosynthetic process
Cellular component (GO): endoplasmic reticulum membrane
Source: RefSeq, a predicted model, not a curated record